Peronospora matthiolae is the source of this 651-nucleotide messenger RNA. NCBI's taxonomy places the organism in Eukaryota, Oomycota, Peronosporomycetes, Peronosporales, Peronosporaceae. The record is from the annotation of a GenBank genome assembly.
AUGUACGAAGGGAUUGACAACUUGAAAUCCCUUUACGACCGUGCCGGGAAGACUUUCUCCGGCGGUCCAUCUGCGGCACAGGAUGUGCCGCGUCGUACUGCUCAACCAGACCCAGUACGUCGAUCAUCAGUUGGGAGCGGGGCUCCCAAGAAUCCCAGGACGGGGGAUAGCCGCGCCACCGGACGAGAUAACUCGUCCGACGUCCGUUCACGUCGCGGUGGUUCAACAGCUGCUCAACUAGAUAGCGCUGGCCACCGCGAGAGUCCUCUAAUGGAGGUGGAGGAGGAGGAAAGACGCUCUCCACACGAUCAUGUGGAUCGGUGUGUUCCCGAGAGCUUCUUUGAUCGCGUAACGCAAGGGUUACGCGACGAUCUCGAGCAUGAGCAGAAUAGGCGUCUCCAAAUGGCGGACACUGCCUCGAAGCAUCGAGCUGAGUUUGCCUUUGCUCAGCUUGAGAACGAGAGAUCUCUGACAUCUCUUCGUGACGAGCUAAGGGUAGCUCGUGGGAUUGCUGAUCGGUCUCGGGAUGAGAUAGCUGCUCUUCAGACCCUUGUUGAUGCCCACCAUCGGGAGCACAAGGCUCCCUGCGAGAUGCUUGAGCGCAAGGGCGUUCUUCAUCGGAAGAAGCAGCGUACUGAUGGUACGGCUUAA